UGCGUCUUCCAUAAUUUUUUUCUCAAAAAACUAAAAAAGACGGAGAAGAAGAAGAAAAAGGAAGCGCAGAAAUAAUUAUAAUAGUUCGAAGAAUCUUACUUACUCUCACUUUAGCUUUGAGGAUGAAGACAAUAAAUUAGACAACGGAGAUAUACCACAAGAAAUUGUUAGAGAGAAGCCGCUAGCACGUACUUAUUUGUUUUCUUUUUCUCUUCUUUUCUGUUACGUGCGUUUCUUUCUUCUGUCUCUCUGGCAUUGUGCUCUUAAACGCUGCCGUCUUCUCGCUUCAAAGGUAACACCAAGUUGUUUGGAUCUUUCCAAACUUAAUUAUGUUUGUACGAAGUCGUUAGUUGUUUGUUUGCUGAGUAAUUAACUGGUGGCGGAGGAAAGUAUUGAGCAAGGAAAAACAUCGAGAUAAUGUGUUUGAUUAAGAAAAGGAAACUUCCUUUUGGUUUGGUUUCUGAUGAGCUGGAAUAGAAUUCCUCUUAGUUACGUUGCUGGGAGGAUAAGUUAUUGUUUCUUUCAAGUGAAGUGAACAGGAUAUGGCGACAAUAAGUGAUAUAGGAGUAGCAGCAGCUAUUAAUAUACUCACUGCAUUUGCUUUCUUUAUUGUGUUUGCGAUUCUUCGGAUUCAGCCGGUAAAUGAUAGGGUUUACUUCCCCAAAUGGUAUAUCAAGGGUUUAAGGAGCAGUCCAUUGGGCACUGGUGCGUUUGUAGGCAAGUUUGUCAAUUUGGACUUCAGGUCAUAUGUGAGGUUUCUCAACUGGAUGCCCGCAGCAUUGCAAAUGCCGGAGCCUGAGCUAAUUGACCAUGCUGGAUUGGACUCUGCUGUGUACUUGAGGAUUUACUUGACAGGGCUUAAAAUUUUUGUUCCUAUUGCAUUCCUGGCCUUCACUAUCUCAGUGCCAGUUAAUUGGACAAAUAACACUCUGGAGCAUUCCACUUUAACUUACAGUGAUUUGGAUAAGCUCUCUAUAUCAAAUAUACCCACAGGAUCAUGCAGAUUCUGGACCCAUAUGGUGAUGGCUUAUGCUUUUACCUUCUGGACAUGCUAUGUGCUAAAAACAGAGUAUGAGACAGUGGCUAAAAUGAGGUUGCAUUUUCUUGCAUCAGAGAAACGACGUCCUGAUCAAUUUACAGUACUGGUUAGAAAUGUGCCACCAGAUCCUGAUGAAUCAGUUAGUGAACUUGUGGAACAUUUUUUCCUGGUUAACCAUCCUAGCGAUUAUCUCACUCAUCAGGUUGUCUACAAUGCUAAUGAACUUUCUAACUUAGUCAACAAGAAGAAAAAGAUGAAGAACUGGCUUGACUACUAUCAAAUCAAAUAUUCAAGAAAUCAAUCCAGAAAGCCUUCUCUCAAGACUGGUUUCCUUGGCCUUUGGGGGAAUAGGGUGGAUGCAAUUGAUCACUACACAUCUGAGAUUGAGAGACUAUCAAGAGAAAUCUCCUUGGAGAGAGACAAGAUUGUGAACAAUCCCAAGUCAAUCAUGCCAGCAGCAUUUGUUUCCUUCAAAACUCGAUGGGGAGCCGCUGUUUGUGCACAAACACAACAAUCCAGAAAUCCAACUAUAUGGUUGACUGGGUGGGCUCCAGAACCCCGUGAUGUAUAUUGGGAUAACCUCGCAAUUCCAUUUGUUUCGCUCACACUAAGAAGGCUUGUUAUUGCUGUUGCGUUUUUCUUCCUCACCUUCUUUUUCAUGAUUCCCAUUGCAUUUGUACAGUCCCUUGCGAACAUUGAAGGAAUUGAGAAAGCACUCCCAUUCCUGAAACCUAUAAUUGAAAUGAAAGUGAUUAAGUCAUUCAUUCAAGGUUUCCUUCCUGGAAUAGCUUUGAAGAUAUUUCUUAUUUUUCUACCCUCAAUAUUGAUGCUAAUGUCUAAAUUCGAGGGAUUCAUUAGUCUAUCAGGCUUAGAGAGGAGAUCUGCAGCUAGAUAUUAUAUCUUCCAAUUCGUUAAUGUGUUUCUUGGAAGCAUAAUCACCGGAACUGCAUUUCAACAACUGGAUAAUUUUAUCCACCAGUCUGCAACUCAAAUACCAAAGACAGUUGGAGUUUCGAUUCCUAUGAAGGCAACUUUCUUCAUAACUUACAUAAUGGUUGAUGGGUGGGCUGGAGUCGCUGGGGAGAUUUUAAGAUUGAAACCCUUGAUAAUCUAUCACCUGAAAAACUUUUUCUUGGUGAAGACUGAAAAGGAUAAGAAAGAGGCGAUGGAUCCAGGAACUCUUGGUUUCAACACAGGGGAACCACAAAUACAACUUUAUUUCCUACUUGGCCUCGUCUAUGCAGUGGUGUCGCCUAUCUUACUUCCUUUCAUAAUUGUAUUCUUUGCCCUCGCAUUUGUUGUAUAUCGUCAUCAGAUUAUAAAUGUUUACAAUCAGGAGUAUGAGAGUGCUGCAGCAUUCUGGCCUGAUGUUCAUGGACGCAUCAUAGUUGCAGUAAUUGUCUCACAACUGCUGCUAAUGGGAUUGUUAAGCACAAAAGAAGCUGCUCAGUCCACACCGUUGCUCAUUACACUCCCAAUAUUGACAAUAUGGUUCCAUUUGUUCUGCAAAGGCCGAUAUGAACCUGCUUUUGUUAGAUAUCCAUUGCAGGAAGCAAUGAUGAAAGAUACAUUGGAACGUGCCAGAGAGCCAAACCUGAACCUGAAAAGCUUCCUUCAAAAUGCUUAUAGCCACCCAGUUUUUAAAGGCGAAGAUGAUAGCGACAGUGAUGAAGCACCCGAAGAGUUUGAGAAAGAACCUGAUCUGGUCCCAACAAAGCGCCAGUCUCGAAGGAAUACGCCAUUGCCAAGUAAACAUAGUGGUUCAGUUCCAUCCUCCCAGCGUGAAGCUCAGGAUUAUCCUCUACUCUGAAACUGUUUCUGCGACAUCAACUUGUGUGUAAAUGCGAGUCCUUGGGAGAUUAAACUGGUUGAUAUUUCUUCAGCACAGAGGUUGUACAUAGGAUAGACUACGAAAAGAGAUAGCGAGCUGUUCAAAAAGAACACAACACGGAAAUAGGAACAAACUCAUGUCUUAGGUUAGCAGAAUAAUUAUGUUUAUGCAAUUGUCGUCAUAAAUUUGGGUUUUUUUAUUUAAUAUAUAUAUUAAUUAUUCUCAAGGUAAAGAAUACCUUGUUAAUUAAUUAAUUUCAUAAACUCAGAUUCAAGUA
Molecule: messenger RNA, 3147 nt
Organism: Populus trichocarpa (black cottonwood)
Lineage: Eukaryota; Viridiplantae; Streptophyta; Magnoliopsida; Malpighiales; Salicaceae
Product: CSC1-like protein At3g21620
Exons: 12
Coding region: 543-2849 (768 amino acids)
Cellular component (GO): plasma membrane
Molecular function (GO): calcium-activated cation channel activity
Source: RefSeq, a predicted model, not a curated record